Molecule: messenger RNA, 2973 nt
Organism: Danaus chrysippus (African queen)
Lineage: Eukaryota; Metazoa; Arthropoda; Insecta; Lepidoptera; Nymphalidae
Source: the annotation of a GenBank genome assembly
AUGAGGUGCUCGUCCGGAUCGAUAGCCAACGCGGCGCUGCCAUCGUUCCACUCUUCGCCAGCCGUUGUCGCUCCUCGACAAAUUUCGCCAUUCCGGCGAUUGCUCACGCCGAGAACACACGUGACGAUGCGCGGUGACCGCGCCGCUCGUGACACGCGACACAACAAAGAUCAUGAAAAAUUAAAAUCAUCACUGAAAAAGGGCACCAAAUCCAAAAAGAAUAGGGUUAUAUUUGAUGAGAGCGCUAAUGAAUUUUUUGAAGCAGAUUAUAUUAUUGUUGUUCGAGAUGAAUGCGGGUAUUCGGACGAAGGUGAAAAUGAAGAGUGUUCAGGUUGCGGAGCGUGCGAUCGGUUUCAGGAGCCUGAACCUGGGGCGCUCAGUCCUCCUGAGGGUUACAAAGACAUGGGACUCUUCAAUCGGGAUGGAACUUUACGAGAACAGGCCUGGUGGGAUGCUGGUGACGUGGUUCUCGUGGGGGAGCAUUCUGGGACUGUGUUCACCCCACAGCACCUGCAGCUUCUUCGUCGGUUGCAAAGAGAAAGAAUGCUCCGAUCUACUGUUUGUGCAGAUUGUGACGCGCACUCCACGCUCCAUCAACCUCACGAAAUUGAAUACAACUACGAAGACGAAGAUGGUAGCGAUGGCGACAGAGAACUACGGCCAAUAGCUCGUCGGACGGGCAAACACAUUGCCGCUGGCGAAGAAAGGCCGCGCAUCAAUUCCAGCCAACAAACGACCCCGAUUGAAGAAUGCUCCGUGGAUAUUUGUAUAGAAGAAACUCGACCAGAAUUAUCGACCAAUCCGCUAACAAGUGAGGAAAGUGACACGGGCGAAACAGAAGGUCGAAUAUCAUCGGAGAAUUCCCCGUUAAGACAACGUCGCGCGGGAAUAUUGAAGGGAGGGAGGCUGUGGAAGUCUCUAGAAAAUGAUAAAGAUGGCUACGAACAGAAUGACGACCAACGUUCAACGACUACAGCGAGUGAUGAGGAUGGGUCAGUUACUCCAAGGUCGGUCCGCUUUGUUGAAAAACCCAAAGACAGUGAUGAAGAAGUUACUGAUAAGCAAGAACCAGUACCAUCACAGGGUCCGGACUUAGAAAAUAGCGGUCACAGAGAACUUACAACAAAUGCACACAGAUUGGAGACACCACUUAUCCUGACGAUUAAUUCUCCGAAAGCCAAUUCAGCAGUUCAACAGUUAUUCAAUAGUAGCCGGCCACCGCCGCCCGCUAUAGAACCACAAUUGGUCACUUCAGAAACACUUAGAGCUUGGGAUGCCGGUGUCAGACCCAAGCCAGAAGACGUCGCGGUUCGUCGGGUUGCUGAAAGGAAUGCGUUGAGAUGCUCUUUACUUCGCAGUGAGGCGAGGAAAAAACAACAACCAAAGCAGGAGACCACAUCAUUAUCCGAGAGGAUUCGUCUCCUAACUUGCGACGUUGAUGACGAUGAUGUCCCAGAGGACCAGCGACAAUCACCAGCCGGAGCCAGCAUCGACAAAUUCUCUAACAGCAGUGACAAAUCCAGCGACAAAUCAUACACGAGUAUCGAUAAGAACAAUGAAAAAGCCUUUGGAAGCGCAUCUUCAAGUUCCUCUUCAUCCACUUUGUCAGCUCCUGUACCUACUCGACAACAACCACCCGAUUUAGGAGAUGUCCACCAGGAACCGCAAAAGCCUCGACCAGAGCCCAGGCGACAGUUUCUGUCGACUCUUGCACCAUUAACGGCCUGCGUAGGCAGCACAGCCCACCACGAAGGCUUCUAUUACCUUCCUCCUGGUGACCGCAACACUGGCUCUGCCACUAACAUAGACCUACACGAACACAACGAGGCACCAGCUCCAGACGUUGUGGCCGGCACUCCAGGUGCCGGUGAGAGUGAUGAUAGUUUGGCGGCUUUUGCACGUGCCUCAGCACCUAGAACUGAAAGACUUCGACAACGUUACGGCCAAGAGUCUCAACCAGUCAGCAGCGACGACGAACACGACGACUAUGGUUUCCAUCGGCGACCAGCAGUACGCGGGAUAGCUGUUAAGAAACAGCUUGGCUCAUCCAAUGAGAUACUGCAACAGAUGCAAAAUGAACUACAGCCUACCGCUACAUCGAGUGCUACAAGUCCGAUGCCCGCUCACGCUUGCCAACGCACUAACUCAAACUACUCCUGGCCAUACUAUUCUGAAGCCAAUCUUAAUUCGCGACCACAGAGCAGGUCCAGCAUUAACACUAACUGGUCUAAAUCUGACUACGCUACGACACGUCAAUGCAACAGUACCCCGGUGCCACAACAUAGUGAUGCGUGUUACGCCCACGCACAGAACAUGGCAUACCAUUACCAGAGACAACACGACAACUUGUACGGGAAUUGUUCCCUUUACGCUAAUGUUGGGUGUUCAGAUAGCAGUCAAGAAUUAUACAGCUCCCAAACAAGUUCAGAACAAACGUCGCCAGUCCGUUCAGGUCGAUGUAGGAGACCGGAGUCACCACCGCCUAUUAGAAGCCAUCACCAGCUUCUCUACGUACCAUACAAUAACCAUUACCACUAUCAACAGGAUUACGCUCAAAAUUGGGGCACUAACGACUAUAACCGCAUGCAUUACUACCACCAACAUCAGCAAUCUAUAAGUGGAGCCAGUACGCCGCAGCCAGCCAUACCACAACGAGCUCAUUACACACAUGCCUUACAAGUGCAGACUCUCUGCCCGGCUCCAGCAAGAUAUAGACCAGUGCCGGCGCCGCAACCUGGUGGCGGCAAACAAAUGAUUUGUUAUUCCGAAAAGGUUGCAGCCCCACUAUACCAGCCAGCACCCGGGUCUCCAUCUCGAGCGACCCGUGGAGCUCCCGAAGGAGCAGCUGGAUCGGCCCAACAAGUCACCUCACCCAUGACCGCACCUCAGAACCCGUUGCAAAUUAUACUGGGCCACGACAGGGUCCGGAUUUGUAUUGAAACAUCAAAGCCUGCUGAUGAAGACAAGAAUUAA